Messenger RNA from Belonocnema kinseyi, 1257 nucleotides. Its product is annotated as luciferin 4-monooxygenase-like. The coding region runs from base 220 to 1143 and encodes 307 amino acids. Gene Ontology annotation, molecular function: long-chain fatty acid-CoA ligase activity. Gene Ontology annotation, biological process: fatty-acyl-CoA biosynthetic process; long-chain fatty acid metabolic process. The transcript has 4 exons. NCBI's taxonomy places the organism in Eukaryota, Metazoa, Arthropoda, Insecta, Hymenoptera, Cynipidae. The record is from RefSeq and is a predicted model, not a curated record.
AAGAUUGCGUCAAUACUGUGGGUCAUGAGAUCAAUAAUUUUAUGCCUUCGAUCCCGAUACGUAAAAAAUAACAAAACGGCAAGUGAUAUUACACUUAAGUGAUUAUUAUACUGCGCAGCAGAAAGGAUAACUUUCUCUUUCUAAAUUCAACAGUGGUUCAUAAAAGUUCAGAUAAGAUUUAAAGUUAAGAAUAUUCAGGAAAGUUGUUAAUAUUUCAAAAUGAAGACUGAUAACAAUAUUUUGAGAGGACCCCCACUGAUUGAAAAAUGGACCUACAAAUCUGCAGGAGAAUAUUUUUUGAAAAUGAUAAGAAAACAUGGAUCAGCGCCUGCUAUGACAAGUAUGGAAACAGGCGAACAAUUCAACUUCAGCCAAAUUCUCGAAAAAAGUUUGAAACUAACAAAAAGUCUUGAAAAACUCGGUUUAAAACUAAACGACCGAAUUGGAAUUUGCAGCGAGAACAGUUUAAAUUUCGGAAUUUCAAUUCUAUCCAGUAUUUUUCUGGGCACGACAUUCUGUCCUUUAAAUCCGGCCUACACAGAACGUGAAUUAAUUCACGCAAUGUCAAUCUCGAAGCCAAAAUACGUCUUCGUUUCAAUUUCAUGUUUGCCAAUGAUGAAAAAAGUGUUGAAGGAUAUACCUUGGUCUAUAAAUUUAAUUCUGCUUUAUCCGGAUGCUUCAUGUUCGGAAUUUCCUAAUCUUCCAGAUCUGAUAUCGAAUAUUUCAGAUUUAGAAAUGAGAAAUUUUAAACUCCCUGAAAUCGAUAUCAACGAGCAUGUUUUAUUAAUUGCUUGUUCAUCGGGAACUACAGGACUUCCAAAAGGAGUGAUGCUGACUGAUAAAAAUAUUUUGACGAUAAUACAACAUCAAAAUGAAGACCCAGCUCGUGUGGUACAAUCUGGUUCGUCCAUUUUGGAAAUGCUGCCAAUGUAUCAUGCCUAUGCCUUUUUCAUUUUUCUUUUUGCAAUGGCAUUUAAAGCAAACCUGAUUGUCCUUGCGAAAUUCGACGAAAGACUUUUUCUGAAGGCGGUGGAAAAAUAUAGAAUUGAUACUUUGACUCUAGUACCACCCCUGAUGGUUUUAUUGGCCAAAAGUCCGAUUGUGGGUGAAUAUGACCUGUCUUGUGUGAAAAGAAUAUUCUAAGAUUCUUCCACUCGAUGGUGAAUCAAAAGAGCCCUUAGGACCAAAUUGUGAAGGAGAAAUGUGUUUUAAAUCUAAUAGCAUCAUGAAAGGAUACUGCGAAAAUGAAGAAGCAAC